Messenger RNA from Triticum aestivum (bread wheat), 7407 nucleotides. RefSeq names its product scarecrow-like protein 34. The record is from RefSeq and is a predicted model, not a curated record. The transcript has a single exon. Lineage: Eukaryota; Viridiplantae; Streptophyta; Magnoliopsida; Poales; Poaceae. The coding region runs from base 18 to 2066 and encodes 682 amino acids.
CGUACUGUACGUUGUACAUGUUGGCUUCACAUGGAAUGGAUGGAGUAGGAAAUGAUAUAUCCAAUCCAAAUCCAAGAUAUUGUCACUGCACCAUCAGGAACAGCAUACACUCCACUAUGGCUGCCACACCGGAGGAGUUGUUGGGCCUCGCCGAGCCUGCACCAUUGUCCCCCUCCCUCUUCCUCGACCUUCCUCCGAUGACCCAUGGUGACUCACAGAAUGACCUGGCCCUGGAAUACAUUUCGCGCGUGCUCACAGAGGAGGACAUCGUCGAUAAGUUCUUCUACCAGUACCCUGACCACCCGAAGCUCCUGCAGGCCGAGCAGUCCUUCGCCGAGAUCCUCGCCAACACCUCACCCACCGCUGACCAGGAGUCCUUUGCCGACUCCACCUCCAUAUUGAUGCCCAGCCAAGGAAACAACACAGACGUCAUGGUUUCCGGGUGCCAGGUACAGGAUCCUGCCUUAUUGAACUGCACAGGCACAGUGGAGCCCAAUAGUAUGGUGUUUCCCAGCGAGAGCAGCACCAACAUGAACAUGCUAUCGAGUAUGAGUAUGGCAUUCUUCAAUGGCAUGGAGGACGCCAACAGGUUCUUGCCCGCAGAUGAUGUGAUGAUGGAUGGUAGGGGGCGUAAGAAGAGAUCUGACAUGGAUGGUGAGAUGGAGGCGGGCUUGGGCAGGAGCAGCAAGCAAAUAGUUGUGGUGCUGCAUAGUGCCUUGGAGGAGGAGGAGGAGGAAGAGGAGGAAGCCACCGCGCUGGAGAUGUUGGACCGGCUCAUCCUCAACGGCUACGAAGCGUCCCCGAGCGAGAUGCAGGAGGUAGUACGUGUCACCUGGGAGGACAAGGAGGACAAGGCAGCACGGCAGAGCAUCUCCAGGCGUGGGAGGUGCGCGGCGAGGCAUACGGUGGUGACUGACCUAGAGACUCUGCUGACCCGCUGUGCAGAAGCAGUGGCCAGCAGCGACGUGUGCGGCGCGAGCAAGCUGCUGGAGCGGAUCAAGUGUCACUCAUCGCCGAGAGGGGACGCUAGGCAGCGGCUGGCGCACUACUUUGCCCAGGGGCUGGAGGCACGGCUGGCUGGCACGGGGAGCCGACUGUACCGAUCGCUCAUGGGGAAGCGCACCUCAGCCGUGGAGCUCAUCAGGGCCUACCAUCUGCACACGGCCGCGAGCUGUUCGAUCAAGGUGGGGUUGCUCUUUUCCACCAACACCAUCUACAAGGCCGUUGCAUGGAGGAGGAAACUGCACAUUGUGCACUACGGCAUCAGCACCGGGUUUCAGUGGCCGGACUUGCUCGGGUUACUGGCGAAUAGGGAGGGUGGGCCACCAGAAGUGAGGAUCACCGGCAUCAACAGCCCUCAGCCCGGGCCCUGUCCGGCUGCACUAAUGGAGGAGGCAGGGCACCGGCUCAACAAUUACGCAAGCCAGUUCGGCGUGCCAUUCAAGUUCCGCGCCAUCGCAUCCAAGCUGGAGGAUGUCCGGGCUGAGGACCUGCACAUCGAUCCAGAUGAGGUCCUGGUCGUGAGCAGCCUAUACGAGUUCAGGACCUUGAUGGACGAGAGCCUCACCUCUGACAUGCUAAGCCCAAGGGACAUGGUACUCAACACUAUCAGUAAGAUGAGGCCGUCUGUGUUCGUCAGUUCCGUCGUCAAUGGACCAUACAGCGCGGCGUUCUUUAUGACGCGGUUCCGCCAUGCGCUCUACUACUUCUCGGCGUUGUUCGAUAUGAUGGAGACCACCGUUCCAUGGGUCGCCAAGAGACUUCUGGUGGAGCGGGACAUAUUUGCACGGUCUGCCAUAAAUAGGAUCGCAUGUGAAGGCACAGACCGGGUGGAGCGCCCUCAGAACUACAAGGAGUGGCAGACGCGGAACCAGCGAGCGGGGCUAAGGCAGCUGCCAUUGGACCCUGAUAUUGUUCUGAUUCUCAAGGACGAAGUGAAGAAUCGGUACCACAAGCAUUUCAUGAUCUGCGAGGAUCAUCGGUGGCUUCUGCAAGGAUGGAAAGGCCGGGUGCUCUAUGCCCACUCCACAUGGGCAGCUGCUGAUGCUACUGGUUCUCUAGUGUGAUGGACUGAAAGUACCGAUAGACACGACCUCCAUCCAGGGCCGGUCCUGAGAUUUCGGAGGCCCGGGGCGAAAGUAAAAUUUGAGGCCCCUUGUUAUAAACCUCUACAGAAAAUAGAAGACCGGUUAAGGAAUCACUAGGAAACCAAAACAAUCAGUACAAAGAUCAAGUGAAAAAAGACUCAUAAAUUACAAGAACUUUGUAAGCCUUUGACACAAGAAAAAAGUCAUGUUUUAACUUGCAAAGGAACUGAGCUGGUGAAGUGUCGCCUCUGCGUGCUGCCAUCUGUUGGAUUGGAAAACUUAUAGGCUAAUCCAUAAGGGGGUGAGAUGGAGAAACUGAAAGCGGUUCAAAAUAAAAUCAUCUACAACGGCAAUAGCCAUUAAUUUGCUAGGCAGAGGGAGAAGAAACGACGGCGGCUAGUGUUACGAGAUGGAUCCAUCGAUUUGAAACUGGGUUAGUGCCUUUCACAAUGAAGUAACCUAAUAGUUUUUUUUCAGAAACAAGUAACCUAGUAAUAAUAAUAAGCUAGUUGUUGGGCUACGGAUUAUGCACAGGGUCGGGCCCCCCAGCAGGUUGGGCCCUAGGGCAUCGCACUUCUUGCCCCUACCCAGGGCCGGCCCUGCCUCCAUCAGUGUUUGAUGGUCUGUUGUAGUACCAGAAGUGUGUUUGCUCCUCUUUUGUAUCUGUAACUUAGUAACAGAAACCAUUAUCAGAUUGUCUGAGUGGCCCCUGUUUGUUCAAAGCUGCUGUGAGCACACUUAUAUCUGUUUAAUAAACAUGUACAGUUGCCAUGAUACUAUGUGGAAUCCCUGCAGGACAACAUCCUAAUAGUGCCUAUGCAUUAUAUCUGUCUACACAAAAUAACAUCCUAAUAGCCAGUCAUAUGCGAACAGUGAGCAUGGAUGAGAUGCUCAGGUUCUUUGUGGUGAAACCAGCCCACCAGAGAUAAAGUCUUAGACUUGCCACCGGUGCUCGCUUUUCCUGGAUUUAUUUCAGGCUUUGUUCGUUCAGUUUUCAUAGUGCCUUUUGUGUCAGGUUGCAGAUUCAGUUUAUGCAGACUUAUCUCAUAGUGCUUUUUGUGUUUAUUGAAUUCUGGGGGGUAAUGUGUCUGGCAUUUUUGUCAGUUUUCUAUGCUGAUUAAGGGGAUUAUGAGACCUACUCAGGGUUUUUUUCUCAUGAGAUGUAAUCAGUUCUAUGCAGAUUCAGUUAAGUGUGUUUUUCCUGGGAGGGCAUUUAGUGUAUGUAUUGUUAUCUUCUUUCUCAGCAGCAGUUAGGGAGAAUUCCUCCAAAUAUGUUACGUCAUAAUACAUCCCUCCGUUCCUAAAUGUAAGUCUUUUUGAAGAUUCCACUACAAACUACAUACAGAUGUAUAUGGACAUAUUUUAGAGUGUAGAUGCACUCAUUUUGCUCCGUAUGUAGUCCAUAGUGGAAUCUCUACAAAGACUUAUAUUUAGGAACGGAGGGAGUAGAUAAUAGUAUAACAAGCAGUAAUGCAGGGGGCGAUGCAGGAGAAUAGUGGCUUCACGAUCCUCAGGUCAUUCAGUAUGUGUUUGUUACCUUUUUUUCUCAGCAAUAGCAAGGAGGGAGCUCGCACAUUACAUGUGUUUAGAUCUUAGUGAAUGAUUCUAAUGGCAGCCAGUUCCUUUGUAUUUCCUUAUUUAGAGAACGGGUUUGCUGCAGGACACGAUGUCUGCACUUUCUUGUUUAAUAUGUUCCUGCAGUGUCCUCUGAAUGUUUUUUAUGCAAACUUUUGUUUCAAGGGGUGUUUAUAUUUGAUUAGUACUUAAUCAUUUUGAGGCAACGUCUCACUAGCAUAGUAAUGUUUAUAUGGUUCUGUUGGCCUUAUUCUUUGGCUGUUCAUUACCUAUGCUGCUAGUAAAUCUCCCAUUUUACAUUCCAUCUAUCCGCUACAUAACAUGUGCUUUUUUGUUUCUGCAGAAAGGUCUAGGGACUCUACGGCUCAGAGCCUCAGAGGUCAUCGAGCGGUGGCUACCAACCCAACUACGACCCUUCUUCCUUUGCGCUUCCUUUUUAUUUCCCUCCAGGACUCCAGGUUGGACAUACUCAUUCUUGGCAUCCUGCAAAUUUGCAACCAUUUAACAUUUUUUGUUCAUACUCAGCCAAAAGUAUAUAUUGUGAACAUGCUGAUCAAGGGCAUCCUGAAAGAUUUGAGCAUUACUACAUUAGUAAUUUUGAUUGGCGUAACUCUGUAAUCUUUAUUUCAGUCAAAUUCAGUUUUGUCCUCUUCUUAGUCUCAAGUUCAUUUAGUUUUACUUCUUUACUUUCUUAUUUAUGUCUUCAGUACUUGUCAUUUUUAGUUUGGAUUCCUCAGUUUAUAGUAUUUUUUUUCUUCAGUCAAUUUUGUUUACAAGUUUUCAGUCCCUUCUUUUCGGGCAUUUCUUGUUAUGAUAUUCUUAACAUUUAAUUCAUCUUAGUUUCUUAACAUUUGUUUUUCUUAACGUUUAAUUCGGUUAUCUGCGUCUUGACAUUUUUUUGCAGACCUUUAGUCAUUUGUUUAUAUUCAAUUAUGUACAGUUACUUUUUGUAUUAUUCAGUUUGAAUUUUGUUCAGUGUUUGUUUGCAUUAUCUCUUAGGUUUAUUUCUUGAGUCAUUAUUCAGCGUUCUUUCUUCAUUACUCAUUCGCACAUUUUUUGUUCUUUCCACUGCUUGAAGUGAUUGCGACAACUAAGAAGGCUCAGGAACAGCCCUGAAAAAACACAGUAAGAGAGUCCAAUCUCUGAAAUAUACCAUUUGAUCUCCUAAGUAGUAGUAGUAGUAGUAGAAGGCUUGGCAGUGGUCCAAAUCUUGCACAUUUACGGGGAAAGGUACACGAUGAAUUUUCGGAGUCUAUAGGGGAAGAUUCCACCAGCCCCGUAUUUCUUCAGUUCAAUUCAGUGUUCUUCUUUUAGUCAUAUUCAGUGUUAUUUUGUACAGUCAUAUUCAUUGUAUUGUACUUACAUCCACUCAGUUUUCCCCUUCUAAAUGAAAAGGCAACCCACCUCAUUUUCCCUGUUGCUAUCUUCUCUGCAUCUAUUUUUCCUUUAGCAACAUUUCUAUGUAUGUAGCCCUUUUCAUCGAGCAAUUCUAACUUGAGGCCCACAUGCAGUGACAAUACAUGAUACUGGAUCAGUGGGUGUUAUCUUUAAUAUUGUCGUUUCUUCAGUCAAUAUUCAGUUUAUCAGUUUUCAAGGACUAUACAUAUAUCAUUUCAGUACUUUAGUCUUCAUUAUCCAAAUCACAUACAUAGCUGGGAAAUGAAUUGAAUGGGGUCUCAGUGGCGUCGAAUCCCACCAUGGUCAGAUACAUGCUGUGUAAUCAGAGAUACAACUUGCAAAAUCAUGUUUUUGCGGGGCCAACACCAACAAGCCCGCUGGCCAAGAAGGAGCUGCAUGUUGUCGGCGGGGCUCAAGGCAGAUCUUUGGGCUUGAAGGUUUCCUAGACAUUCACAAGUUGGCUAUCAGUCUAUCAGCUAUGUACAUUUCUGGAUCAUUUUUGGCAUUCAGUUUUGUUUAAUUAUGGGCAAAUAGUUAUAAUUUAAUUCAGUUUUCUGUUCCAUUAGUUUACAAUUCUGGGCAGCAGUGGUUAUUUUGUUCAGUUCAAGUUCAGUUAUAGACGAUAGAGCAGUUGUCAUUUCAGUUUUGUUCAAGUUCAGUUUUUGGUCCCCUUUAGCCCAGUUCAGUUAGAGAGCAACAUCCGGCAUUCAGUUUUUGCAGGUGCACAAAGCUUACUGGAGCACUCAUUUUUUUCAGUCUUAAAUUUUUUCAAGCAAGCACUGAAACAUUUUUUGCCACAAACUUUUUUCUUUCCAUGCUAAAUUCGGUUAGCAUCAGUGACUUGGAGGUUGGACUAUUGUUCUUUGUUUUUUGUUUUGUUGACGGGAUCCACUAUUACACGCGUGGGCGUAGUAAGUGUCAAACGAACCACUCACCUCCCUUGACUCUUUACUUUCUUCUAUUUAUUUUCCAGUGUAUAUUCAGCCUAUCAGUUAUUGAAUUACUUUCAUUCAUGUAUGUAGUUCCCUUAUCAGCGCUGUCAAUUAUUUUCAGUCAUUUUCAUUGUUUUAUGUUUUCAGACAAUAUUCAGUCAUAAGUAUUCUCCCAAGUGUCACCAUGUAUGAGUCUGUCUCUCAUUCUUAUUAUCAUUAGGCUCUGUCUCUCAGUCCAUCUUCAGGUUUCAGUUAUUUAUACAGGGAAUGACAGCAUUUGCAUCCUACUGAAAAUCAAAGCAUCUUGCAUGCAUAGGUUCAGUUUUUUCAGAUAAAACAUCAACAAUGCAGCUGCCUCUUAACACACAACUAGUAGAGGAAAAAAGAAGUGACCAUCUCAGUUGCAUUUCUUUCACAUACUCAGAUAUUUUUUCUUCUCCGUUUUGAUUUGUUCAGGAAGCUGAUAUUUCAGUUUUUUUUUUGCAUGUUUCCCUUGGUGGGCAUACAACGUCUAGCAUGCAUAGGUGCAGGCAUACAAACACAUUCAACAAUUUUUUCCAGAGAUAUGUUGCAGCAAUCAUCAACAAUUUCAUGGCUCGUGAUCAGGAUCAUCUUCUGCCUUGGCGGGGAGUGGUACCUGGUCCUGGUCCAGCGCCCAGAGUUGGUGCUCAGUCUCGUAAGCACCACCAUCUCCAGCUGCUUGAUCUGGAUCAUCUUCCAUAUUUUACUCUCUCGUUUCUAUCACCCUUCUAUCUCUGCGAUUUUCCCUCCAGGCAAUUUGGUGCUUCUGCGCAAUUACGCCUCUUGCGUGGUGCGGGGCGCAUCUGCCCUGCAGCGCCCCUUCCCGGAGGAGAAGAAGAUCACCAUCGCAAGGUAGACUUCAAAUUUUUGUGCGGGAAAAUAAUAUUGGCCAUGGCUCAUUUAUAACUUAGUGAAAGCAAGGUCAAAUAACUUAGUUGCGAACUCUGACGAUUUUGUUAGUGAAAGCAAGGUCGAAUAACUUAGUUGCCAACUUGAUGACUUUGUUGCAAACCUCCGCGAUGACUCCAGAUUCUCAGAUUUGAAAGGUGCCGGUCAACCUUGCCAAAAGUGAGUCGAAGAAAAGGAGCAUACAACCUUUUGCUCUGGUGUUUCUUUUGCUGAAGCUUAAUAUCGGUUCUACUUACGGUCGCCACCGCAAAGGUUGAGAGAGCAUUUCCUACAAUGAAAUAUAUCAAGUCUGAUUUGCGGGACAGAAUUGGCGAUGACUUUUUAUCCCUCGAUUACGUAUUUGCGGAGUACCUAUCAAGAUUCUCAUGAUCGUGUCACCCGCAAAAGAAAAGGAUUUUCAUGAUCGUGGGAGGUGUUACCGAAGCGUUUCUUUACCAUGGUGAUUACCGUGACGUACUAGUGUACUGGUUAUUGUAAUGACAAAU